AUGGAUUUCCAAAUACUUGAUUCUAUACCAGAUUUGUCUACAACCAAAUCUUUUACCGACCGAUACUUCAGUAAGAGAUACAUCAAAAAUUAUGGUGGAAUACAGAACAAUGAUUUGAUGUUAAUGUUUCAUUCUAACAGAAUCAUGCUACUAAGCUUGGCACCAAGCCACUUCUUUUUCAAGAGUAGUAAGAAAUACAGGAUUAACUUUAGUAUAGGCACAGUGGAUAGACUUCAAAACUCUGUGAAAGGCAAAGGCAAGAAAGGAGGACAGUAUUUGGAAAAGAAUUCAACAAUUUGUGAAGUAUUUGACGAUGAAACAUCUUUCAAAGUACCAUCUUGUGUUAAAGGCACAUUGAUUGAAAUAAAUGAAAGUUUAGUUGAGCACCCCGAGUUACUGAGAGAAAUGCCCGACUCUGAUGGAUUCAUUGCCAUUAUCUUGUCCAGUAUUAAGGUUUCGGAAUCCACAAAGAAUGAAUUACUGACACAUGAAGAUUAUAUGUCAUUAAUAAGAAACAAAGAUAGUUGUUAAUUAUUAAAUAUUUUUUAAUUGUA
Molecule: messenger RNA, 554 nt
Organism: Ostrinia nubilalis (European corn borer)
Lineage: Eukaryota; Metazoa; Arthropoda; Insecta; Lepidoptera; Crambidae
Product: protein Abitram
Exons: 1
Coding region: 1-531 (176 amino acids)
Biological process (GO): dendrite morphogenesis; regulation of actin filament polymerization; regulation of filopodium assembly
Cellular component (GO): dendrite; lamellipodium; nucleus
Molecular function (GO): actin monomer binding; actin filament binding
Source: RefSeq, a predicted model, not a curated record